This is a messenger RNA of Schistocerca serialis cubense, 5217 nucleotides long. Its product is annotated as gastrula zinc finger protein XlCGF57.1-like. Bases 349 to 2301 code for a protein of 650 amino acids. The record is from RefSeq and is a predicted model, not a curated record. Gene Ontology annotation, biological process: regulation of transcription by RNA polymerase II. NCBI's taxonomy places the organism in Eukaryota, Metazoa, Arthropoda, Insecta, Orthoptera, Acrididae. Gene Ontology annotation, molecular function: DNA-binding transcription factor activity; RNA polymerase II cis-regulatory region sequence-specific DNA binding. The transcript is spliced from 14 exons.
GGAAAAAAUAUCGCAAUGUUAGUUUAUACAUGGGUUAAAGAAUUGUUAAGUUACAAACUGCACAGUUUUCCACAAAAAAGAGAAAUCUAAAGCCUGUUCAGAUUUCCUACGCUCUUCAUGUUCAAAACAAGGCAUAUCUUCGCCCCUGAUAUGUAGCUUUCUUGUGCUGUAAUGGUGACGCUGAGGUUGACGACGUAUCAGGGGCGUGGAAGCAGUGUUUAAGAUUAUUAUUUAAGAUUUGCACCUACAAUGAACUACUGCAUUGACUCUAAAGACUGAGGAAAAAAUAUAAAAUUUUUGGAGCACUAGCUGUAUUGAUUCAAAUUGAUUCACCAGCAGACUUUCAAAAUGGCUGACGAACAUACAACUGAAGUUACAAGAAUGGGGACAAGAAGACAAACAAUGCUGAAUGUGGAGAAAAAUAAGGAAGAACAAAAUGGACAACAAAAUAAUACAGAAAAUGAAUGUGAAGAACCGUUUGCCUGCUGUGGCUGUAACAGAACAUUUAGCACUCAGGCAGGUUGCAAGAGGCACAUGCGUUACUGCCCAGCUGCUGAUGGGUCAUUAUUUGUAGUGGACAAAAGGAACAUUGAUGACUCUAGUGCACGUGAGAACAAUCUAAGAGGCAGCCAGAGUUCAGAGGAAAGGGAAGUUGAUAACCCACCAGAAUCACAAGAUGGUGGCAGCGUUCAACAACAGAUGAAUGGCAUGAUGCUGGAUAAAGUAAAUGGUCUUAUAGAAGAGACCUCAGCUUUAGGUCCAGGGAAAUGUCAUUGCUGUGGUGAAGACCUUGACACUGCACACUCGGGGGGUGACUUUGAAUGUGUUGACUGUUCUAAAAGCUUCAAGUUGAAGUCUAGUCUGGAGAGGCACAGAAGAGUGAUUCAUAUGGAAGGAGAAACAUACUCAUGUGUAGAGUGUAAUGCAAGAUGUCCAGACAAAGGAACUCUUGCACGGCACAUGUAUACUCAUACUGGCCUGAAACCCUACUCAUGUACACGGUGUCAGAAAACAUUUAGUAGAAAAUAUCAUUUAGAGAGACACGUUUCACAAACAGGCUGUGACGGGAAGUCGAGGACUAAUUUUCCAUGUCAGGUGUGUGGGCGAAUGUUCAGCCGCAAAGAUAAUUUGAGGCAGCAUUUACGUGCUCAUGCAGGUCAGGUGAUACGCAAGAAGACUUACACUUGUGAACAUUGUCACCGAGAGUUCCAGGGUGCUACACUCUUGCAGGUUCAUUUGAGGACCCAUACAGGUGAGAGGCCAUAUGCAUGUGAUCUCUGCCCAAAGAGAUUUCCUUCAAGUGGUGCAAUGAAGAAACAUCGGCGGAUGCACACAGGCGAGCGGCCUUAUGAAUGCAAGGAGUGCUAUGCCAAAUUUGCAGCACGGGAAACAUUAAAUCGUCACAUACGUACGCACACAGGUAUCAGGCCUCAUAUCUGUCAGUUUUGUGGCAAGAGUUUUAUACAGUCUUCUCAGCUUCGAGCUCACAUCUUCCAUCAUACAGGUGAAAAUGGCUUUACAUGUGUUCACUGCAGCAAGGCAUUCAAUCGCAGAUCUCGUCUUCUUAUGCAUGUGAAGUAUGUUCAUGAAGGUGCAAAACCUUUUGAAUGUGAACAAUGUCCAAAAACAUUUGUUCGAAAGGAAGAUUUGGCUCGUCACACGAUUCUUCACUCAGGUGUAAAAGCACACAAAUGUCCAAUUUGUCAGAAGAACUUCGCAAUGAAAUCUUCAUUGAAGAUACAUCUUCUGACGCAUACAAAGGAACCACCACGUUCUUGUGAUGAAUGUGGAAGAGCAUUCAUUCGACAAGAUUGCUUACUUCGUCAUAUGCGCACCAAGCAUAGAGACAUGCUGGAGGAGAUAUUGGCUGAAACAGAAAAGAAAAAACUGCAACAGCAGCUUCUGGCUGCAGCAGCAGCUCAAGGCACUGGUGGGACUGGUGUGGGCGUGAAUGGUAGUGAGAGUGAUGGAGGUUCUGGUGGUCCUGGUAGCAUACCAUCACUCAGUGAAGCUGCUCUCGCUGACUCAGUCCGUGAGCUCCUGGCGCUACUGGUUGAUGAAGCCACUCUAAAGGCUUUUGGAUGGCCGGAAACGCAAGUGGACCAGUUGCUGGAAGCAGUAAUUCGUCGAUGUGGCCAUCAACCUGUUACCUCAGAGGAACUGUUGUACCCAGAUAGACUGCGUGAAAAUGCCAAACUGCUGUUCACUGUUGUUAUAGAUGACUCUGCUGUCAAGACUUUGCUCAACAAUCAGACUGUUGAUGAAGUCAUCUUGCAUGUACUUCGUCUCGCCAAGUCAUAAAAAAUGUGUGUGUGUGUGUGUGUGUGUGUGUGUGUGUGUGUGUGUGUGUGUGUGUGUGUGUUAGUUCCUCUGUCACUGACAUAUUUUCUAUUCAAAUAGGAGACACUGAAUUCAUUUCAGUCAUUUGAGAGGUAUAUUUUGAUUGCAUUUGGUGCCUUUGAUUGGCUGCUCUUCUUUUUCAUCCUUCUUCAGUAAAGAGACUACAUCCAGAGUUUGAAGUCAAAGAUAUUGUUAACACGAGUGUAGGGGUUCAUUGUAAGAACAUUUCUGUUUGCUUUCUACUGGAUCAUAAAGGAUUUAGCCGUAAAGUUUGAGUUAAGCUUUCACAACUAGUGCUAGUUGUUUUUCCCAGACUUGCAUAACAGUUGAUAGUUGCAUUUACUAGUGGAUUUAUCCUCUCUUUCUUAUACUCAAAUCAUUCACAUUUACACCAUUCAGUUGAAAACUGCAUUCCAUUGUGUGAGAUUUAUUAAUUAUAAAUAGCCUUGUCUUCUGUUUCCUCCAUUAUGUAAAAUAGAGUAACUAAUUAGUUUCUGCAUGGUGCAAGGGAAUAUCUCUUUGGCAUGAUCAAAAAUUUCUGUCAUUCAGAUGUAAUCAAGAGAUGUUGCCAUUUCUCACGCCUGCACAGUUGCAGAGAACACGCAUAUUUGUAAUGAGGCUGGUGUAGAUUAUCUUGAGGGACCAUGAAAUUCAUUAAGUUUCUUCUUUCAGAAUAAAAUAGUAAAUCCUAUUUUCAUGAAUUUCAAUUACAUUUUGAGAAUACUCAUUGCCUUGACUGAUACUGAGAGCCAAGUGACAACUAGGAGCACUAAUAGGGAAUAAAUUUUCUUGUAAAAGAAAAUUAUGACAAAAGAAUUGACCAUAUUUUUAUAUAUGAAUGAUGAAAUGUAAGAUAUGAACUAUUUUUUAAAUUACUCAGCUGUCACUUUUACAAAUAUCAAGUAUUUUUAUUCUUAAGUGCACUGUGUAAAUCCAGUUUUCUCAAAUUAGUGGCACUUCCUUGUAACACUUACAGGCACAUGUGAAACAGCAGUAGACAAAGAUUUGUAAUGGUUGUUUGAGAGAUUAGAGCAUAUUUUUAUAUUUUGAUAGGCUGUAUUUUAUAUUAUAUUCUCCUUGCAAGUUUUUAUUCCAUGAAUGAUGCAAUAAUCAUUCAAGGUUGGGAAGUAAAUAUAUAUUUUUAAAUGCAAAAAAUGCUACUUUACUGUAUGUUAUGACAGUAAAGUAGAUUUUUAUGGAGAAGAGGUUGGACAGCGACAUCAAAAGUGUCAGAAUAGGCGACAUCAAAAGUGUCAGAAUAGGAGAUGUUAACCUCAGCCUUACGAGAAUUACUUUUCAUUAUUGAGAGAUAUUUUGAGGGAAUGAAAGUGUGGAACAUAUUUUUUAGAGAAAUGUUUUAUAUUUGCAAUGUAUAUGCUUCCAUGUUAUAGUACUUACUAUGUAAUAAGUAUUUAGAGUGUGUUGUUAACUAGCAGUCACCGUGAAAUCAAGCAGUUUGGGUAUAUAUUUGUGGAGAGUAAGACUGCUGGCUUUUUUAAAUAUCCAUUUGAUACAGGUGCUGCUUGACAAGUGAGUGCUGGAUACCCCAAAGCACGUUAACUUGGGAAAGUAACUUUCUCGCAAACAUUAUAGUCCUAAAUUUUUCCUCAUAGGUAACACACUGUAGUGUGUGAUACAUGACACAUGCAUAUAUUUGUAUGUUGAGUUGACUUGCUUUUUAGAUAUGCACACUGAUGAAAACUGAAACAUUAAGCUGCUUAUUUGUCUCAUAUAAAUUGGAUCCAAAUAGAGAUAGAUAGAGAGAGAGAGAGAGAGAGAGAAUUGCAUAAGUAGUUAAACUUUGUUUAUGUAUGAAUUGAACACAGUCAACUGGCUCAUUUUCAGUGAACUGGUGAAAGUAGGGAAUAAUUUCCUACUUCCUCCUUAACCUAACUUAACCUUGUCUUUAAAAGUAAGAGAACUUCCUCUUGAAUACCUCGAGGUAUCUCUUCGUCUUCACAUGAUCUGUGUUAAAGUAGACUGUACUGUUGCAGGUUGCAUUGCCUGCAAAGGACAAGAACUAGAACCAUUGUCAGAAAUUGUUAGAGGUUGAUGUGUGUAAUAUGUUGGUUCAGUAUCGCUAGUAAUACAAGGUUGGGAAAACUGCAUGUAUAGAGAAAAUUUCAUGAGAAAGAAAUUUUAUUAAAAAUCAGUGUGUAUCUGUUAAAAAUUUAUGUAUGUUUGGUAUAAUUCUGUUGUGUGUAGAGUUGUGUUGCUUUAGUUUUCACUAUUUGGUUCUCUCAGAGCUUCCCACAAAUAGAUAUGACUGUUAAACUGUUUUCUGUUAUUUUAAGAAUUGGGAGUGCAGCUUCCACUUGACAGCUGAAAGUUUGACCAACCUCUGUUUAAGCAAUAGUCUCAGCAUUAAGGUGUUGUAGUCUGGAAUGUUGUUGCAUUUUCGUAACAAUUUCUGCUUUUAAUAGAUGCUGGCUUUGGUUAAAUGCACUGUGUUGUACCAAUAACACUUCUCUUAUCUGUUGAUGUUUAUUACAGUUUGAACCCACAAUUACUUUUCUAACAAUUUAGUAAUGCUAUGAGUGGCACAAAAUGCUCUUUUUCAUAAAGUGUGUUCAGAUCACUUGUCUUGAUACUUGGUGCACUUGUGACUUCUGUACUUCCAUCAGUCGUAUGCAUUGUCAUUCUUGUUAGCAUUUCAAAGUUAUCACUCUCAGCAAUCCAUUAUACAUAUGUGUUUUGGAUCUCAUAAAAAAAAGCAGUGUGAAACCCAAAUGUUGGUUUUUAAAGGACACCGAAAGUGCUUUGGACAGUUUAUCAAGAAGCUACACAGAGGUCAUGACAUGCAAUUUCCAUGCAAGACAAAACAUUGCUAGUGCUCUGAUUAAGUCCUGCCCCCCCCCCCCCCCCACCCCCACCCCG